Lasiodiplodia theobromae is the source of this 2829-nucleotide messenger RNA. Its product is annotated as Carnitine acetyl transferase. Lineage: Eukaryota; Fungi; Ascomycota; Dothideomycetes; Botryosphaeriales; Botryosphaeriaceae. The record is from RefSeq and is a predicted model, not a curated record. Gene Ontology annotation, biological process: carnitine metabolic process. Bases 1 to 2829 code for a protein of 942 amino acids. Gene Ontology annotation, cellular component: mitochondrion. The transcript is spliced from 2 exons. Gene Ontology annotation, molecular function: carnitine O-acetyltransferase activity.
AUGCCAGUCCGAACUUUCCAAGCCCCUACCUCUCUAAACGGCACCCUUGCCAAAGAAACCAACGGCGUGAACGGCGUCAACGGGACCGCCAUGUCUAACGACGCACCGCGCUCCGCACAGGCGGCCAAGGACGCCACCAAUGACUUCUCCAAAUCUGAGCAGAACCCGCUCGGCACUGCAAGAAAUCCAAACUCCAAACCCGGCAUCACCUUUGCUGCACAAGACAACCUGCCGAAGCUCCCCAUUCCCGAGCUUGAGUCGUCAUGCAACAAGUAUCUUGCCGCGCUCCAGCCUCUGCAAUCACCCAAGGAACAACAGGAGACGCGCGCUGCUAUUCGCGACUUUUUAAAGAGUGAUGGUCCGGAGCUCCAGGAGAAGCUGAAGAAGUACGCCGCCGGCAAGGCCAAUUAUAUUGAGCAGUUCUGGUACGACUCUUACCUGAACUUCGACAACCCGGUUGUCUUGAACUUAAACCCUUUCUUCCUAUUGGAGGAUGACCCUACUCCGGCCAGGAAUAACCAAGUCACCCGUGCCGCAUCCUUGGUGGUGUCGGCCUUGUCCUUUGUGCGUGCCGUCCGGAAGGAAGAGCUCCCUCCUGAUACGGUGCGUGGCCAGCCACUUUGCAUGUACCAGUACUCCAGAUUGUUCGGUACCGCCAGAAUACCCACAGAAAAUGGCUGCCAGAUCGGCCAAGACCCGACAGCAAAACACGUCGUCGUGCUGUGCCAUGGCCAGUUCUAUUGGUUCGACGUUCUGGACGACAACUCGGACCUAAUCAUGACGGAGAAGGACAUCUCUCAGAACCUGGAAGCCAUCAUCGAGGACGCUGCACAGAUCCCCAUCCAGGAAGCCGCAAAAGGAGCACUCGGUGUUCUCAGCACCGAGAACAGAAAGAUUUGGUCCGGCCUUAGAGAUGUGCUACACAGAGACGAGGGAUCAAACAACUCUGACUGCCUGAACAUCGUCGACUCGGCCCUGUUCAUCCUCUGCCUUGACUACACUGAGCCCACCACUGGAGCAGACCUCUGCAUGAACAUGCUCUGCGGUACCAGCAAGGUCGAGCGUGGCGUACAAGUCGGCACGUGCACCAACAGAUGGUAUGACAAGCUCCAGAUCAUCGUGUGCAAGAACGGCAGUGCCGGCAUCAACUUCGAGCACACUGGUGUAGAUGGCCACACGGUCCUCCGCUUCGCCAGUGAUGUCUACACGGAUACCAUCCUUCGAUUCGCGCGGACUAUCAACGGCCAAGCACCGAGCCUGUGGGCAUCGAGCAGCCCCGACCCCUCGAAGCGCGACCCAGCAAGCUUUGGCGACGUCAGCACCACGCCGCACAAGCUCGAGUGGGAUAUGGUGCCUGAGCUUAGCACUGCCCUGCGCUUCGCCGAGACAAGGCUGGCCGAUCUCAUCCAGCAAAACGAGUUCCAGACGCUCGAGUUCAUGCAUUACGGCAAGCACUUCAUGACUUCGAUGGGCUUCUCUCCCGACGCAUUCGUGCAGAUGGCGUUCCAGGCGGCAUACUACGGACUGUACGGGCGCAUGGAGUGCGUGUACGAGCCUGCCAUGACAAAGAUGUUCUACCACGGACGAACGGAAGCCAUCAGGCCGGUAACCCCCGAGUCGGUCGAGUUCGUCCAAACUUUCUGGAACGACAACCCUGCGGCCGACAAGGUCGAAGCCCUCCGCCGAGCAUGUGAAAAGCAUGUUUCCAUCACCAGGGAGUGCUCCAAGGCCCAAGGCCAGGACCGACACCUGUACGCGCUUUACUGCAUCUGGCAGCGCCAGCUCGACGAGGAUGGGGCGUCCUUCAUGGACGGCGCCAGUUACACCGACUCCCUCCGCGACUCGAGCGGCAGCCCGCUGGAUUCGGAACAACAAGUCGUCGUCGGCAGCCCGGGCCAGGACUCGAUUCUCUCCGAGGGCGCCUCCAUCUCGACGAGCCCGCCGAGCGCCGGCCCGCCGAUGAUCGAGCACCGCAUGCCCUCGCUCUUCGCCGACGCCGGCUGGGACCGCCUCAACACGACGAUCCUGUCGACGUCCAACUGCGGCAACCCGUCGCUGCGCCAGUUCGGCUUCGGCCCGACGUCCGGCGACGGCUUCGGCAUCGGCUACAUCAUCAAGGACGGCUCCAUCUCCAUCUGCGCCAGCUCCAAGCACCGCCAGACCUCGCGCUUCAUCGACGCCAUCGAAGCGUACUUCCUGGAGAUCCGCAAGCUGCUGCGGCAGACGCGUCGCCGUGGCGCCUCGGUGCAGAAGGGCGCCAGCCGCGCGCGCGAGGCGGAAGAGCAUCAUGAGAAACUGCUCAAUGCCAGCCGCAUGAAGAGCCGCGGCCGCAAGAUACUUGGCGAGCCUGGUAGCGUGAAGGCGCCCGGAUCCCAUACCCCCGCGACGGACAGCAGCAUGGUCGGAGAAAGCGACGACGAAGGUCUUGGUGGAUGUGCGUCUCCCUCCUCCUCCUCCUCUUCUUCCAACCCCCGUUCCUCCCCUAUUGCUUCUUCUUCCGCUUCCACCACCAACACAAACACUUCCUCCCUAUCCUUCCUCCCCCGUUCCCCUCCCUCCCCUCACUGCACCUGCGGUGGUAGUGGUGGUGAAGGGAGCAGCGAGGAGAGUGACGAUGCCGCCGAGGGAAGAGAGCGCUCGUGCUCCUUCCACGACGGCCUGCCCACGCCGCCGCAUUCCCCCUUCCAGAGCCCGUCGAUGAAGAAGGAGAUCCAGAGUUCGCCGCGGGUGACGCUGCCGCCCAGCGUGGUCAAGCGUCCCGUCGUUGGCGCCAAGCGUCGCCGGCACCCGCACUUUUGCACGCUGAAGUCGAGGACUUUGGAUGUGUAG